This is a messenger RNA of Dermatophagoides pteronyssinus (European house dust mite), 1081 nucleotides long. RefSeq lists its product as uncharacterized. The record is from RefSeq and is a predicted model, not a curated record. Lineage: Eukaryota; Metazoa; Arthropoda; Arachnida; Sarcoptiformes; Pyroglyphidae.
GAACAUUUUUCAAUUGAUUUGAUGUGAUUGUUGUUGUUGUUUGAAAUGAAUUUUAAAAAAUAAAAAAAAAUUUCUUUUGGUUUUUAACUUUGAUAUUAUGACAUACAAAUGGAACAUUAUAAUUCAAAUUGGAUCGAUCUAAAUCAUCAUCAUCAUCAUCAAUCAAUCAAUAAUCAUUACAAUUAUCGAUUAUAUUCAUAUUUAUUUAUAAUAUUUAUUGGUAGUAUAAUUAAUGAUCAACAAAUAUUACAACAAGAAUUAAUUAUAUUUAAAUAUUCAAAUCCAAAUUUAAUACAUGAAUUAUUUGUUAAAAGUGGUUGGCCAUUUUUAACAUUUUUUCUACAUAGUUCUCUAACAUUUAUAACCUGUGCAAUUAUUUGUAAAAUUCAUUAUAAUGAUAAUAAUAAUGAUAAUCGACAAUCAACAAUUACCAAUGACAGUUGUAAUCAAACGCUUGACAUAAAAUUACGAAAUUAUAUUGAAUCACGUUUUUUACAACAAUAUCUACGACAACAACAACAACAAUAUUGUCAAUCAAAAAUCGAAGAUGAUGAUCAAGAUCUUGAAGAAAUUGAAAUGGCAAGAAAAUCAUUUCAUUUCCAUAAUAACGAUAAUGGUGAUAUUUUAUGUUAUCCAGGUUUUAUACAAUUUACAAAUGAUGAUGAUGAUGAUGAUCGAAAAAUUGUUGUUUCAACCCAAUCAUUCAGCAAUAUGAAAUCAUUACCAUUAUCACCACCGUUAUCAUCAUCAACAUUAUCAUCACCAUCAUCAGCAGCAUCAACAAUGAACCAGAAAAUGAAACCAGUUUCAGGUUUCAAUCAUACCUGUAUAAUAAUAAAUAUAUUUAUAAAAUUAAUAUCAAUCAUAUGGGAUAUAAUCCUUUUACAAACAAUAUUUUUCUAUCAUACAACUAUUGAAAAAUUAUUAUCAUUUAUAUGGACCAUUUGUUGUUGCCAUUUUCUUAAUAAUUCAUUUUCUUCAUCUACAUAUAAAUAUCUAUAAUAAUCUAAAUUUAAGUUGAAUCCAAAAAAAUUUUAUAAAAGUUUUACAAAUAAAAAACAAAAAUUUAAUUUAAAAAACC